GUGAAGUACGGGCAUUUUGCCUUUGUGUGGGAUGUGGCAGUGCUGGAGUAUGUGGGCAUCAACGAUGAGGACUGCUCCUUUUACACUGUGGGGAACAAGGCACCAGACCGGGGCUACGGCAUCGCCUUGCAGCACGGCAGUCCAUACAGGGACAUCUUCUCCCAGAGGUACGUUGAACAUUAUAAGGCUUUAUAAGUGCUAAUACAUGCUUAUAACAAGUAAUAUGUAAUAUAAUAUAUGCUAUUUAUUCAACAGGUUUAUCCAAAACGACUUACAGUAAUGCAUGCAUCUAUUUUUUGUAUGGGUGGCCCCAGCGGGAAUCAAACCAACAACCCCUGGUGUAAAUAGCGCCAUGCUCUACCGACUGACCCACACAGAGCUGCAAAAGGUGUAACUACACUAUUCAGUGUGCAAGCAGCAGGGAAUACAGUGUGCAUACAUACAGGCUACCCUAACUACACCAUUGCCUCAUCUACAGUGUGAGAAGGAUUUAGUCAGUUCUGGUUUUGAAGUCAACUGCUGUAUGGCCUUUCCGUGAAAUGUCACCUUCGUUCAGUGGACUGGAGUUUGUCCAAGUCAAUUUGUGAAUGGACAUUUGUGAAAGGACAUAAAAUGUGGUGAUGGAAUUAUAGGUGGUUGAUAGUUUGGCAAAGUACACCAAGACAAUAUGCUAAAUCACUUCCCUAUUAGAAAUGACCUUUAAAAUUACUGACAAGGUCAUGUAGUAAAGCUCAAUCAUUAUGACAUGCUCAAGUGCCCCAUCCACCUGUAAUGCUGUGCUACCGCACUGAGAAAGAUAUCAUUAGUCAACGUUUGUUUUGAUUUCUAUACACACUAAGAGAGGAUCCUUCAUGCCAUCAUGAGGCAGAUGCAAGCUGAAUUUGUAUUUAGAAUGAAAACGUGUAUAUGUGUGUGUGUGUGUUUAUGUGUGCGUGUGUGUGUGUGUGUAUAUGAGUCCCAGCGUGUGAUUCAGUGUUUCUGUUUAUUCUCUUUGCACCUCUUUGUCUACUGAUGCACAAAACUGCAGAAUAUUGCCACUAAUGGUGGUUGUUAAAGUAAACAAGUUAUUAAUUGACAGUCCCAUUUAAUUCCUUGUCAUUAUUUCCAGGACAUUGUCAGACUCUUGGGGAUCACUUCCCAAACUAAUUUUCAUAAAACAGUGUACUAAAAGUGCUCCCUAUGGUUCCCAAACAAUGCAAGGGAAAUGACUGAGAAGAAAUUGUUUUGGAAACAUGAUUUCUUCUGACUUCUUGGAUUAUACAAGUCAAUGAAGCACAACAAUGAAAUGAUGGAGAAAUUGUAUUUGUCUCCCAGCAGUGGCAAUACAAUGUUUCACUCUCCAUGGUGUUCCCCACUAUCAUCGCCAGGGUUGGAGAGUAACCGAUUACAUGUCAUCUGUAACUGUAAUCCAUUACGCUACCAGCAAAAAUAUUGUAAUCAGAUUAGAUACUUUCGAAAAACUCGAUGAUUACUUCUUGGAUUACUUUUAAAUUCAUAAAGGAUGUUUGUGGGGGAAAAAAUACAUUAUGAUACUUUCUGCUUUCUUAAUGACAUUCAAUUCAGCAUUGAAAAAAGGCGCAAGUUUAAGUUUGUUCCCCCUGAGCGAGUCAGACCACUAUGAUGACACACCAAAUGCGUUGAAGGAAAUAAUCAAAAAGUAAUUGAAGGUAAUCAGAUUACGUUACAAAAUGUGGGUAAUCCCAAAAUUACGUUACUGAUUAUAAAGCAACUAGUAACUGUAAUGCUGCGUUUAGACGAGGGAUGCAAAAACCGUCACACCAGUCUGCAAAGCGGGAAAGGAAAGCAAGAAAGAAGGUGACGGCAAAAGCAAUCUAGCAUGAAUGUAUGCGUUACUAUGGUGAUAUCAGUAAACAAACAGUGUAAAUCAACAUCCGAUAGAAAACAACGCUACGGCAGAUGGCAAAAGUUGAAAUAUUUGAACUCUGGCGGCAUGUCCUGUCUACAGUGGCGGCUGAUGGCAUUCACCGCCAGCCUCAACGGCAUCAGGCUCUUAUUGAAAACAACGACAUCCGGUUUGCCAUUUACCAUCUACCGUCUACCUCGUACCAUGUAAACGCAGCAUUACGGAUUAGAUGUAGAAAAUAACCUACCCAACCCUGAUCAUCACACACAAAUUUGUUUCCUCAUUCAUAGUGGAAGGAGAUUUAUUUUGCUGUGUCAGUUUGGCACCGAUGUGGAUGUGAUGAGGAGUCAGGCGCAGGACACAGAGGUUUAGUCCAACAAACUUUACUAUAGUAAAGUGAACAAUAAUCACUACACGACCUCGAAAUACAGAGGCGAGAACAGUACGCAACAUGCGUAAAACAAAACAUGUAGAGCGCAAAACACGCAGCUCAAACGACACGCGGACAACAACACACAAUAUAACUAACACAAAACAGGGAACUUAUAGGACACGUAAUUAGGACACAAACAGACACAGGUGUACCAGACAGACCAAAGCAAUCAACACACGAAACAUACAACGGUGGCAGCUAGUAUUCCGGGGACGGCGAACGCCGAAGCCUGCCCGAACCAGGAGGAGGAGCAGCCUCGGCCGAAACCGUGACAGUACCCCCCCCUUGACGCGCGGCUCCAGCCGUGCGCCGACCCCGGUCUCGGGGACGGCCAGGAGGACGCGGACCCGGGCGCGUGGGAUGCCCACGGUGGAACUCUGUCAGGAGGGAUGGGUCGAGGAUGUCCCUCCUAGGCAACCAGCACCGUUCCUCCGGACCGUACCCCUCCCACUCCACGAGAUACUGGAGACCACUCCUCCGGCGCCUCGAGUCCAAUAUAGUCCGGACCCUGUACGCCGGUGCCCCCUCGAUGUCCAAAGGGGGUGGAGGGGUCUCUCCUAUCUCCUCCUCUUGGAGUGGACCAGCUACCACCGGCCUGAGAAGAGACACAUGGAACGAGGGGUUAAUAUUUUUGUACUCAAUAGGCAGUUGUAAUCUGUAACACACCUCGUUCAAUCUUCUCAGGACUUUGAAGGGCCCCACAAACCGCCGACCCAGCUUCCGGCAGGGCAGGCGGAGGGGCAGGUUUCGAGUCGAGAGCCAGACUCGAUCUCCCGGUGCGUACACCGGCCCCUCACUGCGGUGGCGAUCGGCGCUCGCCUUGUGUUGACGGAUGGCACGCUGCAGAUGGACAUGGGCAGCGUCCCACGUCUCCUCCGAGCGCCGAAUCCACUCGUCCACCGCAGGGGCCUCGGUCUGGCUCUCGUGCCACGGUGCCAGGACCGGCUGAUACCCUAAAAUACACUGGAAAGGUGUUAAUCCGGUGGAGGAGUGGCGGAGAGAGUUCUGGGCCAUCUCUGCCCAGGGGAUAUACCUCGACCACUCCUCCGGCCGGUCCCGGCAAUAGGACCUCAAAAACCUACCCACAUCCUGGUUCACACGUUCAACCUGCCCAUUGCUCUCUGGGUGGUACCCCGAGGUAAGGCUAACCGAGACCCCCAGGCGUUCCAUGAACGCCCCCCAGACUCUGGAGGUGAACUGGGGACCUCGGUCGGACACAAUAUCCUCGGGGACCCCAUCGUGCCGGAACACGUGGGUAAAGAGGGCCUCGGCGGUCUGUAGGGCAGUAGGGAGACCCGGCAGUGGGAGGAGACGACAGGCCUUAGAAAACCGAUCCACAACGACCAAAAUGGUGGUAUUACCCUGGGAAGGGGGUAGAUCGGUCACAAAAUCCACCGAGAGGUGGGACCAUGGUCGUUGUGGAACGGGCAGAGGAUGUAACUUACCCCUGGGCAAAUGUCUAGGUGCCUUACACUGGGCACACACCGAGCAGGAGGAGACAUAAACCCUCACAUCCCUGGCUAACGUUGGCCACCAGUAUUUCACGCUAAGGCAGUGCACCGUCCGACCAAUACCAGGAUGUCCAGAGGAGGGUGAUGUAUGAGCCCAAGAAAUAAGCCGAUCACGAACCUCGAGCGGAACGUACGUCCGCCCCACAGGACACUCAGGGGGAGUAGGGUCGGUACGCAGCGCCCGCUCGAUUUCCGUAUCGACCUCCCAUACUACCGGAGCCACCAGACAAGACUCCGGCAGUAUGGAAGUAGGCUCAAUGGACCUCUCCUCUGUGUCAUACUGCCGGGACAGGGCGUCUGCCUUACCGUUCUGGGACCCAGGGAUGUAUGUGAUCUUAAAAACAAACCGGGUCAGGAACAUGUUCCACCUAGCCUGACGAGGGUUCAAUCUCCUAGCUGCCCGGAUGUACUCCAGGUUACGGUGAUCAGUCAGAAUGAGGAAAGGGUGUUGAGCCCCCUCAAGCCAAUGCCUCCACACCUUUAGGGCCUGGACUACAGCUAACAGCUCCCUGUCCCCAACGUCAUAAUUGCGCUCCGCCGAGCUGAGCUUCUUAGAGUAGAACGCACAGGGGCGGAGCUUAGGUGGCGUGCCGGACCGUUGUGACAGGACUGCCCCAAUACCGGUCUCGGACGCGUCCACCUCUACUUGGAAAGGCAAAGAGGGAUCCGGAUGCGCCAGCACCGGGGCCGAGACGAACAGGUUCUUCAGCUUGACAAAUGCCCUGUCCGCCUCAGCUGACCACCGCAAGCGCACCGGAUCCCCCUUUAGCAGGGACGUAAUGGGAGCUGCAACCUGUCCACAGCCCCGGAUAAACCUCCGGUAGUAAUUAGCAAAACCCAAGAACCGCUGCACCUCUUUUACGGUGGUUGGAGUUUGCCAAUUACGCACAGCCGCUACCCGAUCUACCUCUAUCUCCACGCCAGACGCGGACAACCGAUAACCCAAAAAGGAGACGGACUCCUGGAAGAACAGGCAUUUCUCUGCCUUGACAUACAAGUCAUGCUCCAACAGUCGUCUCAAUACUCGGCGCACCUGGGCUACAUGCUCGGCUCGUGUAGAAGAAUACACUAGAAUGUCGUCAAUGUACACCACUACAACCUGCCCAUGCAUGUCCCGGAAAAUCUCGUCAACAAAGGAUUGGAAGACUGAAGGAGCAUUCAUUAACCCGUAUGGCAUGACGAGAUACUCGUAAUGACCCGAGGUGGUGCUAAAUGCUGUUUUCCAUUCAUCCCCCUCCCUAAUGCGCACCAAAUUGUACGCGCUCCUGAGAUCCAACUUUGUGAAGAACCGCGCUCCGCGUAAUGACUCCGUCAUCGUCGCAAUCAGUGGAAGUGGGUAACUGUAUUUUACUGUGAUCUGAUUGAGACUACGGUAAUCAAUACACGGGCGCAAUCCCCCGUCCUUCUUCUUCACAAAGAAGAAACUCGAGGAGACCGGAGAAGUAGAGGACCGUAUGUAUCCCUGUGCCAAGGACUCGGCUAUGUAAGUCCCCUGUCUAUGAGGAGGUAGCCGUGCUGCCCUCGAUUUGCUAAACGCUAGUGCUAAAUCCUCAUACUCGGGGGGAAUGCGCAGUGCGGGCACUUGGUUCGGACUCUCUACCGAGGUCGCCCCUAUGGAAACACCUAGACAUCUCCCUACACACUGGGCAGACCACUCCAUAAGAGCCCUCUGUUGCCACGCUAUGGUAGGAUCGUGGGUGCUUAACCAGGGAAGCCCCAACACCACUGGGUACGCAGGAGAGUCAAUCAGAUAGAACUGAAUGAUUUCCUCAUGACCCCCCUGCGUCGUCAUCGUCAGCGGUGCUGUGACAUCCCUGAUCAGACCCGACCCCAACGGCCGGCUGUCUAAUGCGUGGACAGGGAAUGGAACUUCUACCGGCCGAAGGGGAAUUCCUAACCUAGCACAAAAUGCCCGAUCAAUAAAGUUCCCAGCUGCGCCUGAAUCUACUAGCGCCUUAUGCUGGGAAUGAGGUGCCACCUGUGUAAAACGCACAGGAAUACUCAUGUGACCAACAGAGAGCUCUGGGUAAGUGGGGCGCCUACUCACCUGAAAUGACUCCCCAGUGCGUGACCUGUUGUCCCCUCUCUCAGAAGACCCUCCCCAGCACCUGGCCGCGGUGUGUCCUCCACGGCCACAGUUGGUGCAGGGGGUGGCCCCCCUCGGGUUCUCUCUCCUCCUCUCUCUAGCGCCAGCACCCCCGAGCUCCAUAGGAAUUGGCUCGGAGGUGCUGGAGGAUGGAAUGGACGACCCCCACUCGGGACGUCCGCGGGUGGCCAGCAGGGUGUCAAGCCGGAUGGAGAUGUCCACCAGCUGGUCGAAGCAUAGGUUGGUGUCCCUGCAGGCCAGCUCACGACGAACGUCCUCUCGCAGGCUACACCGGUACUGGUCGAUGAGGGCCCUCUCAUUCCAUCCUGCAUCCGCAGCUAACGUCCGGAACUCCAGUGCGAACUCCUGUGCGCUCCUCUUCUCCUGUCGGAGGUAGAACAGACGCUCCCCCGCCGCCUUCCCUUCAGGUGGGUGAUCGAAGACUGCCCGGAAGCGGCGGGAGAACUCAGCGUAGGUGAUGGUAGCUGCGUCUAUUCUCCUCCAUUCGGCGUUGGCCCACUCCAACGCCUUUCCGGAUAGACAGGAGAUGAGGGCGGAGACGCUCUCGUAUCCCGAGGGCGCUGGGUGUAUAGUAGCCAGGUAUAGUUCUACCUGCAGGAGGAACCCCUGACACCCGGCUGCAGAACCGUCAUAUGCCCUCGGGAGCGAGAGCCGAAUACCACUGGGUUCCGGCGCUGAGAGAGGAGGACUGACCGGUGGUGAUGGGAUGGUGUAUGAGGACGUGGGCACCUCUCCAUUAGCCAACCGGUGCAGAGUGUUGGACACCUCGCCCAGAACGGCCUCCAGUUGCCGGAUCAUGGAGUCCUGCUGACUGAGCCGUUCUUCUAGCGACCAGGUUGUCGUCGCUGAUCCUGCUGACUCCAUAGAAGGUGUGUUGUUCUGUCAGUUUGGCACCGAUGUGGAUGUGAUGAGGAGUCAGGCGCAGGACACAGAGGUUUAGUCCAACAAACUUUACUAUAGUAAAGUGAACAAUAAUCACUACACGACCUCGAAAUACAGAGGCGAGAACAGUACGCAACAUGCGUAAAACAAAACAUGUAGAGCGCAAAACACGCAGCUCAAACGACACGCGGACAACAACACACAAUAUAACUAACACAAAACAGGGAACAUAUAGGACACGUAAUUAGGACACAAACAGACACAGGUGUACCAGACAGACCAAAGCAAUCAACACACGAAACAUACAACGGUGGCAGCUAGUAUUCCGGGGACGGCGAACGCCGAAGCCUGCCCGAACCAGGAGGAGGAGCAGCCUCGGCCGAAACCGUGACAUGCUGUAGUAGUCCAUUUAAAGUUUUGCUGUGUGUGAUCAUAUAGCGCUUUGAAAUAGCAUCAGUAUUCAUUAUCAAACUGUGCCAACAUUCUCUCAACUAUUGGUAUUUGAAGGCAUGGAAUAGCAUGGGGUUGAUAUUGCGUUUGAAUAAAAACAUGGAUAUCUCCAAGGCUUUUGUUGGCCUUCUCAAUCAGAAUUUCAAGUCCUCAAAAGAAAAUAGAUACAAGACAUUGCUAUCAAAUAUUUCCAAGCUAUCAAUAGUCAGGGAGCCUGUGGAUUUUGAAGUGUACUGGGUAUUUUUUAAUCUCUUGUCUACUCACAGAAUAUUUUGCAGUUCCCUGUCUAUUAAGAUAAAGAUGAAAAAUAAUAGAUCUGCUUUAACAUUGUGGAAAGAGAGAGGGUGUGUGUGUGUCUGUGUGUAGGUGUGUGGUGGGGGUGGGGGGGCUGCAUACAUGUGUGCAUGUGUGCUUGCGUGCAUGCGCGUGUGUGUGUCUCGUUGAUAGAGUACUGCCAUUACAUUACUCAUCCCAAAUGCUACUUGUUGUUCACCUUGGUAGAAUCAAACAACCCAGAAGAAACAGUUCCAAGAAAGCGGUCCUGUUUUCCACUUACUGGAGAGAGUGUGAGUCACUGUGCCACCAUAGUGUACUGGUAAUGAUGUGUGGUACCCAGACUGAGUUGAUCAUCCAGACAUAGUAGACAGUCAGAAUACUGCUGUUUUCAGGGAUUAGAUCAAAACUACUGAUUUCAGGUGAGAACCCUCUGAGUCUUGCACUGAAACAGCAGCUGCAUGCACACACAGCCACACACACACACAUACAGUGCCUUCGGAAAGUAUUCAGACCCCUUGACUUUUUCCACAUUUUGUUAUGUUACAGCCUUAUUCUUAAAUGUAUUAAAUUGUUUUUUUUUCAUCAUCAAUCUACACACAAUACCCCAUAAUGACAAAGCAAAAACAGGUUUUUAUAAAUGUUUGCUAAUUCAUUAGUUUGUAUAGUGUUCAAGGUUGUAUAUUCAUUCAAAACUGAAAUAUAACAUUUACAUAAGCAUUCAGAAAGUAUUCAGACCCCUUGACUUUUUCCACAUUUUGUUACAUUAAAGCCUUAUUCUAAAAUUGAUUCAAACAUUUUUUUCCCAUCAUCAAUCUACACACAGUACCCCAUAAUGUCAAAACAAAAAAAUUGAAAUAUCACAUUUACAUAAGUAUUCAGACCCUUUACUCAGGACUUUGCUGAAGCACCUUUGGCAGCGAUUACAGCAUGGCGUCUUCUUGGGGAUGACACUACAAGCUUGGCACACCUGUAUUUGGGUCACCUCCCUGACCAAGGCCCUUCUCCCCCGAUUGCUCAGGUUGGCCGGGCGGCCAGCUCUAGGAAGAGUCUUGGUGGUUCCAAACUUUGCUCUGACAUAAACUGUCAACUGUGGGACCUUAUAUAGACAGGUUUGUGCCUUUCCAAAUCAUGUCCAAACAAUUGAAUAUACCACAGGUGGACUCCAAUCAAGUUGUAGAAACAUCUCAAGGAUGAUCAAUGGAAACAGGAUGCACCUGAGCUCAAUUUCGAGUAUCAUAGCAAAGGGUCUGAAUAAUUACGUAAAUAAGGUAUUUCUGUUUUUGCAAAAAUGUCUAAAAAUCUGUUUUCGCUUUGUCAUUAUGGGGUAUUGUGUGUAGAUUGUUGAGUUUUUUUUCUUCAAUCCAUUUUAGAAUAAGGCUGUACCAUAACAAAAUGUGGAAAAAGUCAAGGGGUCUGAAUACUUUCCGAAGGCACUGUAUACACACUUAUACACAUACACACGCGCAUACACACACCUCCCCCCCCCCCCCCCUUCCCACACACACACACACAGACAGACACACUCGGGGGCUGUAGGAGACACACACGACAGCCGUAGAUUCAUAGUCUGCCUUCUCUAAUGUCUUCAGUGCCUAUGCCGUACUGGUGGAGCCAGCCAUGACUCAUCAUUUCUCCUUUCGUUUGUCAUUGUUGUUCUUGGUCAGGGUUCCUCCUCAGUUCUUCCAUUUGGCUCGUAUGUCACAGGAUGAAUAAACUGUUUACCUCAACCAGAGUGUGAGGCGCAGUCUUGGCUAAUAUGAAAGUGUUGUGUAGCAGGACACACUGAAUUAGGAAAAGUAGUGGUUUAAGGAAAGGUGUACAGAGGCGCAGUGUAAUGCAUUCAGUAUAGUGACACAUAGCACAAUACAGGUAUCGACCACACUCAUUAAAUUGACUAAAAGAGAUGGAAAUGCUUCGCCAGGAAACUAUUACUUUCAUUGUUUGUAAUUCUGGAAUCAGUGUCGGUGGAGCCCUCCCAAAGUGGUGGGGAAUUGACCCUAGUAAUGGCAUUCAGUCACCAAUGGCACAGUGAGUGACAGCGUUCUUCUUAGAACUUGAGGGUCCAUGGCGCUGUGUGCAUGUGUGUGUGUUUCAGCCGUGGCCUCGGGGUCGCUUUCCAGUUUGUGGAAAUGACUCCAUUUUGAGGAGGCUCCAUUGUGGCAGUGAGAAUGGGAUCGACACCUGACAUCGUCAAUCUCUUGUUAUCUGGAACAAUGACAGAGCUGUCACUUACAGUCCCAUCCAUCAACAUUAGACAAACUCACGCCCCUGAAACUCUCAUUAAAACCCAUAAGUGGGAUUUAAUGAAUGAGUAGUUGACAUUUCUGCUAUCUUACCAGAGAUUCCCUCAGUUGUUUGCUUCGCCCCCAUAAAUGGGUCGCUACACUGUCAAAAUACGUUUGCAAGUACAAUUUGUGACCUAAGAUUGCUUGUAUGUUAUAUAGGGAUUUGCUCAAACUUCUAGAAAUCCUAUUAUUCUAGCUGUUUGAGAUUUGUUGAGCUAGAGACAAAAAUAUUGCAAAUGUAGUGGAGAUAUGUAUUCAUCACCAAACGUGCUAUGUAGUUAGAUAGCUAGACAUUUGCUUUCUGUUCAUAUUCUUAUUUUUUACUAUUUCUUAUUGUUCUUGCAUUGUCGAGAAGGAACCUGCAAGUAAGCAUUUCAUUUGACGAUGUAUACCAUGCGUAUCCCGUACAUAUGACUAAUAAAAUGUGAAACUCAUUGCUCUCUGGACUCUUUUCCCCACUCAUACCACUUUGUAUGAUUUGGUUAUUGUAGUGGCCUAAUUGUACCACUAAUUAUGAUGAUUUGUGACUGUGAAUCUGGAAUGGGCAUGAGUGGCGUUAUGAAGAAGCUCUAUGGAGGUAGCAGUCAGACAGUGAGAAUACAGUUUGGCUGUGAGUGGGGUUAGCACCAUGGCCGUCAUGCCUCCAUUGUCCUCAUUUAAGGAGUUGCCACUCAGAGUGCACUCUGCACAAGGAGCUCAUCUUAGAACAGUAACUCUCCUGUGCUCCUUUUGACAUUUUGUAAUCAUGUUGUUAGAAAUUCUCCCAGAUGGAACAUACUGCCAUUUCCUAUUUUUUCUAUUUUUGUGGCAUUGAAGUGUUUCUUAUAAAGUUUGGAUGCAAUGGAACAAGUUUGCACCUUUUUGCAUAAGCUAUAGCUUGAGAUAAGAUAAGAGCAGAAUACGAUACGAUAAGAUAAGUUAAGAUAAGAUCAUUUAUUUAUUAUCCACAUGGGGACAAUUUGUUUGCGGCUCUGUGCAUACACUAAUCACAUAUCAACCAUAGACAAAAGACAAGCAAUUAUUACAGACAAUAAAUACAACCAAUGAAAGAGUAGACAAAGUGCAGUUCAUGUGGGAUUCAUAAUUAUUCUGUACACUAUACACAUUUGUACACUAUCGACUACAGCAGUGUUUCUCAACUCCAGUCUUUGAAUACCCCAAACACUACACAUUUUUAUUCUAGUCCUGGACAAGCACACCUGAUUCAACUUGCCAACUAAUCAUCAAGCCCUCGAUGAGUUGAAUCAGGUGUGUUUGUCCAGGGUUACAAUACAAAUGUGUGCAGUUGUGGGUACUCGAGGACUGGAGUUGGGAAACACUGGACUACAGUAUCAACUAAAGGCCUGCCUGCUGGACCUACUAGUGUUUUUAGAAGCCUUAUUGCCUCUGGGAUUAAAAAUUGUUUGGCUCUAUUCUUUUUAUGCCCUGGUGCCUGGUAUCGUCACCCUGAGGGGAGUAGCUCAAACUCCUGGUAUAGAGGAUGUCUGGGGCCCAUGAGUACCUUCUAUAAAUGACUUCUAUAAAAGCAAUUUGCCUAUGAAUACGAACCUGAGACACAAUUCUUGUUUAAAGACUCUGGACCCCGGAUUUAUCUGUGUGUGUGUGUGUGUUUGCGUGUGUGUGUGUGUGUGUGUGUUUGUGUUUGCGUGCGUGCGUAUGUUCGUACACACAAAAUUGUCUUUGUAUGUAGGUUUUAUGUGCCGUUGUCUGUGUUCAACUGAAAUGUAGCAUCUCUAAAUCAAGGGUGUCGUUUUUUUCUGCCUCAGAUGUUAUAAUUUGUUUGCGUCACUGUUGAAUUUCUGCAGUUCCUUUUAUCUUUUAUUUUCUUGUCUUCUUGUCUUCUCUUUAGUCUUAUCAAGUACGGUAGUUUGUCUGCCGCCGUCAAGGCCAUCUAAUAACAUAUGAUCAUUUCUGCAGCAGUCGGUUGCCUUGGCAACCACUCCAGUAGUCCACACUAAUCGCCAUGCAGAGCCCAAGAGGCAGAAAGGCUGGCUGGUACAGCAGCCAGGUCACCCGGGAUACAAGUCAGUAUUCAACGUCCAUCCAGGUCUGAGGACGUCGGGAGAUGACGUGGAAACCGGCCACUAGGGGCAACAGUGAGCGCUGUUACCUUCAAGUAGGUUUCGGUUUUGCAUUCGAAUCCAGCGAUAGAAAGUUGUUUUUAUAUAUUUUUGCUUUAAGCCUAUCCCAAACCUUUGGAACCACUUCGAAAUUUGACGUUUGAGAAACAUGGAUGAACGUCUAAUUCUGACGUGAGACUGUGAGAGCUGGUAGGGUACAGAUCUUCCCACCUACCACUAGUGAUCGGUAAUCGGUUAUGGACUAGAGCUAGGUCACUAUUCAGAGUUCUCUACAGCCCAGGUCAUGGAGAGCCUGCAAGAGGAAAACACCAACCAACCUACUGCACACACACACACACACAGUCAUGCAGUCUGUUCACCUAUUGUGUUCUUUGAAAUAGCACACGGUCAGUCUAACGAAGGCUAAACAUUUUAUAACUAACCCGAAGUGACACAUUGGUGAACCCCUGACCCAGUCACAGUCACUAGAAUGACACGGGGGUUGAGAGUGACAAGGCUGUUCCUAUUAUGUACAGGCCCAGAUCAGCCAUCCAGUCACCUUGGAGGUGACAUUUCUCUAGCCCCAGUUGGAGCUCAUCUUUUGGGUGAUACCUCCUGUCACCAUUGCACAGCACCUGGGGUCCGCAAGCCCUCAAUUGCUCCAUUCCCGCUCCUUCACUCCAUCUCGCCGUGGGGUGACAUAUACAGUAUAAUUGGGGUGUGGAGUGGGAAGGAGGAGGGGAUGCUUCUUUUGUAUUGCGUGUGUAUGGCUCAUGGUAGCUAAGUUGAAACACAAAUAGUUAUCUUUGGAAGUCACAGUGUGCUGUGAGUACACUAGAUGCAUAGGAGACAGAUCUUAAUAGUUGCUGCAAUAGAAUAAAUCAUUUUGUAAUGUAAAUGAAAACAUGUCUUAUUUUGUGUAUCCAACAUGAGGUGUACGUAAGGUGGCAGGUAGCCUAGCAGUUAAGAGUGUUGGGCCAGUAACCGAAAGGUCGCUGGUUCGAAAACCCUAGGUGAAAGAUCUGUCGAUGUGCUCUUGAGCAAGGCACUUAACCCGAAUUGCUCUUGUAAGUCGCUCUGGAUAAGAGCGUCUGCUAAAUUACAAAAAUGUGAAUUAACAACUUGAUGUGAUAUAUCUGUUUUGGAGCAAAAUAUUGCAAUAAAAGAGCAACAUUUCCACAGAGAUAAAACAUGCUGAAAAAUUUUGACGAUAUUACCAUAUUACUCCAAUUAGUGCAUGUAGGCAGUGAUAAACGACUAAGCGCUCACGGUAGCUUUCCACAUUGACUGAGCUUCUUUGAAGCUUCUUUUCUUCUUCUUUCUUCUACGAUCUCAAGUGUUUUGUUUACUCUAAAGUAUGAUCACUUUUUUCCAGUUCUUUUCUGUAAAAAUGCAUCCGUCGUGUGUUUGUUUGUGUGUGUGUAUGUGUGCGUGCGUGUGUGCGUUUGUGCGUGUGACAGGGGGUUGGGUUAAAAAGCAAAACACACAUUUCUGUGCACUGUAAGAGAAUAAAUGACAAUCAAGUAUUCGGAAAUAUUGACAAGCAAGCAAACACCCAUACUUGAAAAAUCUCACCACUUGGAUGAUUUCCGAGAUUGAUGUAAUUGAAUAUGUUUGACGGAAUUGCUGACUGCGUUUUGAUAACUGAGGUACAGUGGGGGGAAAAAGUAUUUAGUCAGCCACCAAUUGUGCAAGUUCUCCCACUUAAAAAGAUGAGAGAGGCCUGUAAUUUUCAUCAUAGGUACACGUCAACUAUGACAGACAAAUUGAGAUAAAAAAUUCCAGAAAAUCACAUUGUAGGAUUUUUAAUGAAUUUAUUUGCAAAUUAUGGUGGAAAAUAAGUAUUUGGUCACCUACAAACAAGCAAGAUUUCUGGCUCUCACAGACCUGUAACUUCUUCUUUAAGAGGCUCCUCUGUCCUCCACUCGUUAUCUGUAUUAAUGGCACCUGUUUGAACUUGUUAUCAGUAUAAAAGACACAUGUCCACAACCUCAAACAGUCACACUCCAAACUCCACUAUGGCCAAGACCAAAGAGCUGUCAAAGGACACCAGAAACAAAAUUGUAGACCUGCACCAGGCUGGGAAGACUGAAUCUGCAAUAGGUAAGCAGCUUGGUUUGAAGAAAUCAACUGUGGGAGCAAUUAUUAGGAAAUGGAAGACAUACAAGACCACUGAUAAUCUCCCUCGAUCUGGGGCUCCACGCAAGAUCUCACCCCGUGGGGUCAAAAUGAUCACAAGAACGGUGAGCAAAAAUCCCAGAACCACACGGGGGGACCUAGUGAAUGACCUGCAGAGAGCUGGGACCAAAGUAACAAAGCCUACCAUCAGUAACACACUACGCCGCCAGGGACUCAAAUCCUGCAGUGCAAGAGGUGUCCCCCUGCUUAAGCCAGUACAUGUCCAGGCCCGUCUGAAGUUUGCUAGAGUGCAUUUGGAUGAUCCAGAAGAGGAUUGGGAGAAUGUCAUAUGGUCAGAUGAAACCAAAAUAUAACUUUUUGGUAAAAACUCAACUCGUCGUGUUUGGAUGACAAAGAAUGCUGAGUUGCAUCCAAAGAACACCAUACCUAUUGUGAAGCAUGGGGGUGGAAACAUCAUGCUUUGGGGCUGUUUUUCUGCAAAGGGACCAGGACGACUGAUCCGUGUAAAGGAAAGAAUGAAUGGGGCCAUGUAUCGUGAGAUUUUGAGUGAAAACCUCCUUCCAUCAGCAAGGGCAUUGAAGAUGAAACGUGGCUGGGUCUUUCAGCAUGACAAUGAUCCCAAACACACCGCCCGGGCAACGAAGGAGUGGCUUCGUAAGAAGCAUUUCAAGGUCCUGGAGUGGCCUAGCCAGUCUCCAGAUCUCAACCCCAUAGAAAAUCUUUGGAGGGAGUUGAAAGUCCGUGUUGCCCAUCAACAGCCCCAAAACAUCACUGCUCUAGAGGAGAUCUGCAUGGAGGAAUGGGCCAAAAUACCAGCAACAGUGUGUGAAAACCUUGUGAAGACUUACAGAAAACGUUUGACCUGUGUCAUUGCCAACAAAGGGUAUAUAACAAAGUAUUGAGAAACUUUUGUUAUUGACCAAAUACUUUUUUUCCACCAUAAUUUGCAAAUAAAUUCAUUACAAAUCCUACAAUGUGAUUUUCUGGAGAAAAAAAAUCUCAUUUUGUCUGUCAUAGUUGACGUGUACCUAUGAUGAAAAUUACAGGCCUCUCUCAUCUUUUUAAGUGGGAGAACAUGCACAAUUGGUGGCUGACUAAAUACUUUUUUUACCCACUGUAUCUCCCUCAUUCCAUUCCAUUAGAUUGUGUGCAUUUGAUAACUGAGGUAUCUCCCUCAUUCCAUUCCAUUAGAUUGAGUGCAUUUGAUAACUGAGGUAUCUCCCUCAUUCCAUUCCAUUAGAUUGAGUGCAUUUGAUAACUGGGGUAUCUCCCUCAUUCCAUUCCAUUAGAUUGAGUGCAUUUGAUAACUGAGGUAUCUCCCUCAUUCCAUUCCAUUAGAUUGAGUGCAUUUGAUAACUGAGGUAUCUCCCUCAUUCCAUUCCAUUAGAUUGAGUGCAUUUGAUAACUGAGGUAUCUCCCUCAUUCCAUUCCAUUAGAUUGAGUGCAAUCCCUCUUUCCAUUGUUUUCCUUUUCGAGCCUGUCUUUGUCAGCAGCGUAACAACUACAGUAUCAAUCGUCGAGCUCAAAUCUUAGACUGACUUUGAGGAAUCAUGAUGACAUUUCCUCCAAUAUGUUGUCUCUGUUUCUGAUUGGACGUUUCACUCGCAUGUAGUCCUCUUUUUUGAUUCCAUCUGAGCCAUCUUUGAGUAAUCUGUUAUGUGGGGCUUAUCUAAAUAAGAUCCCUUAGUCUCCCAACAGUAAUCCCAAAUCAGACCUUACAGUUCUAUAUGUGCCUAUCUGAGGAUUUAUCUCUCAAACACUUUAUUCCAACCAUGUAUUAUCUGGCAAGCUGUCCAUGUGUGCCUUCUAGUUCCAAAGGAGUCGAGAGGUUAAAAUAAUGUCUAUAAUAGAGAAUGAUAUGUUAUUGAAAUAAGAUGUUCUCCUCUGCCAUCAUUCAUUUUCCAAUUAUGUAAACUACCAUUUCAAUACAUUUGCAUUUGAGAUAGAUUGGCAGCAUUUUUUUACAUGUUAUACUUUGUAGAGGCAGAGUCAAAGAUAAGCUUUGUCAUUCAAGUCACUCGUGUGUCUGUGUCCGUGUGCGGGCUGUUCAUUUUGUUUUCUGCGAUACCGCAAGCCAGACCUCUGAAAUAUAGUUCCGUAAAUUAACAGAAGCCUCCAAUCAACCUUUGAGGGUUUUUAUUGGAUGUCAUAAUUAAUUUGCUUUAGCUGGACAGCAUAAUGUCAUUAGAGAAAAGUACCUAUACUCUGCUACAAAACAUAUUCAUAUUUCUUAUAAUAACAGCUGUCAGUCUGUGGCACCAUUAUUUGUCCGAUAUUGCCCUCUAGUGUUGUAGGACCAUUCAAACAACUGCAGAGAAUCAGGGUGAAUCUCAUGUAUUUUCUUGAUUCCAAGUGUCCUCUCUUGCAUUGGAGGAGAAGAUUCAAGGUUUCCUCUCUGACCUUCUCCUCCAAUGUCUUUUGAGAAGGAGGCGAGGAGAGAGGAUGCGAGGAAUCCAGGAAAUAGAAUUGAGAUUCACCCCUCAGAUCAUCAUACAAUGUGAAUGACAUGAAUCAUACUCAGUGCUUGCCUUUGAAUACAACAACCUUAUUUUAGUCUAGCCAGAGUCAUAAAUAUGGCAUGGACUCUACAAGGAGUCGAAAGCGUUCCACAGAGAUGCUGGCCCAUGUUGAUGCCAAUGCUUCCCACAGUUGUGUCAAGUUGGCUGGAUGUCCUGUGGGUGGUGACCUUUCUUGAUACACACGGGAAACUGUUGAGCACGUGAAAAACCCAGCAGUGUUGCAGUUCUUGACACACUCAAACCGGUGCCUACUACCAUACCCCAUUCAAAGUUACUUAAAUAUUUUGUCUUGCCCAUUCACCCUCUGCAUGGCACACAUGUCUCAAUUGUCUCAAGGUUUAAAAAUCCUUAUUUAACCUGUCUCCUCCCAUUCAUCUACAUUGAUUGAAGUGGAUUUAACAAGUGACAUCAGUAAGGGAUCAUAGCUUCCACCUGGUCAGUCUAUGUCAUGGAAAUGUUUUGUACUCUCAGUUUAUAUGGCUCUGGCUAGACUAAAAUAAGGUUGUUGUAUUCCUGGCACCACUCUUCCAGGGCCCUCACCACCUCCCUGUAGGCUGUUUCGUCGUUGUUGGUAAUCAGGCCUACCACUGUUGUGUCGUCUGCAAACUUGAUAUGAUUGAGUUGGAGGCGUGCGUGGCCACGCAGUCAUGGAUGAACAGGUAGCACAGGAGGCUACUGAGCAUGUACCGAUGUGGGGCCCCUGUGUUGAGGAUCAGCGUAGCGGAUGUGUUGUUGCCUACCUUCACCAUCUGGGGGUGGCCCGUCAGGAAGUCCAGGAACCAGUUGCACAGGGCGGGGUUCAGACCCAGGGCCCCAAGCUUAGUGAUGAGCUUGGAGGGCACUAUGGUGUUGAAGGCUGAGCAGUAGUCGAUGAACAGCAUUCUUACAUAGGUAUUCCUCUUGUCCAGAUGGAAUAGGGCAGUGUGCAGUGCGAUGGCACCAUUGGUGGACCUGUUGUAUGCAAAUUGUAGUGGAUCUAGGGUGUCGGGUAAGGUAGAGGUGAUAUGAUCCUUAACUAGCCUCUCAAAGCACUUAAUGAUGACAGAAGUGAAUGCUACGGGGCGACAGUCAUUUAGUUCAGUUACCUUUGCUUUCUAGGGUACAGGAACAAUGGUGGACAUCUUGAAGCAAGUGGGAAAACAGACUGGGAAAGGGAGAGAUUGAAUAUGUCCGUUAACACUCCAGCCAGCUGGUCUGCACAUGCUCUGAGUUACUGUGCGAUUUAACAUUAGAAUGGGCAAAACAAGUGACCUAAGAAACUUUGAGCGUGGUAUGAUUGUCGGUGCCAGGUGUGCCGGGUACAGUAUCUCAGAAAUGUCCAGCCUCCUGGGCUUUUAAUGCACGACAGUGUCUAGGGUUUACCGAGAAUGGUGCGACUAACAAAAAACAUCCAGUCAGCGGCAGUCCUGUGGGCGAAAACAGCUCAUUGAUGAGAGAGGUCGAAGGAGAAUAUGAAGAAUUGAGCAAGCUAACAGGUGGGCCACAAACAGACAAAUAACAGGGCAGUAGAACAGUGUUGUGCAGAACGGCAUCUCGGAAACGCACAACUCGUAGGUCCUUGUCAUUGAUGGGCUAUUGCAGCAGACGACCACACCAGGUUCCACUCCGAUCAGCUAAAAACAAGAAGAAGCGGGCACUCAAUCACCAACACUGGUCAAUUGAGGAGUGGAAAAACAUUGCCUGGUCUGAUGAAUCCCAGUUCCUGUUGCGUCAUGCUGAUGGUAGAGUCAGGAUUUGGCGUAAGCAGCAUGAGUCAAUGGCCCCAUCCUGCCUGGUGUCAACGGUACAGGCUGGUGGUGGUGGUGUAAUGGUGUAGGAAAUGUUUUCCUGGCACACGUUAGGUCCCUUAAUACCAAUUGAGCAGCGUUUGAAUGUCACACCUUGUAGAGUCCAUGUCCCGAAGAAUUCAGGCUGUUCUGGAGGCAAAGGGGGGUCCGACCCAGUACUAGAUGGGUGUACCUAAUAAAUAUGGCUCUGAGUCUAAGCUACUUACUCAUAAGGGGAAAUAGAUCAUAACCUACAACCUGAAGAAAAUAUGAUGCGGGUCCUGUUCCUGUAUACACCUGCAGACAAUAACAUAGUACUCAAUUUGUUUGUGUGUGUAUCUGUGUGCGCGCGUCCGUCUGUCCGUGCAUGCAUGUGCGCUUGUGUGUGCGUCUAUCCGUGUGUGUGUGUCAGGAUCCUGGAGCUGCAACAGAACGGGGACAUGGACAUCCUGAAGCUGAAGUGGUGGCCCCGGGACAGCCCGUGUGACCUGUACUCGGCGGUGCACACCAAACACCGCGGCAGCGCCCUGGACAUCCACAGUUUCGCCGGCGUGUUCUGCGUGCUGGCGGCCGGUGUGGUGCUCUCCUGUCUCAUCGCCAUGGUGGAGACCUGGUGGACAAGGAGGAAGGGCUCACGAGUCCCCUCCAAAGAGGUGAGGAGCUGGGGGAGGCCAGGGUGGUUGUGGGGGUCUGUGUCUGGGGGUCUUGUAACACUUGACUUGAACGCUCUGUUUUCCGGCUGUAUGUCAUGGCUGUCAUGUCUACUGUACAUGGUGUCAGUGUCAUGAUGUAACAGAUGUUUGUACGUAGUCAGGAGAGAUGUCGUUGACCUGUCAGUCAAGUGGUCUGUCCCUUGCUGUGGUGUCAAAGCUGUCCCUGGCCAGCUGGUUAGGACGGACAAUAAACAAACAUUUGGCAUUUGAGAAGAUGAACACAGUGAAACUCCGGCACACUCCAGGGUUUUCUCUCUAUGCCACUGGAACUACGUAAGGCGUGGGAACAAACCUCUUUUCAGAAGAUACUGUAUCAUCAACUUAACUGACAUCUGUUGCUGUGAUUGCACAUGACAUAGAAUGCGUCCCAAAUGGCACCCUAUUCCCUAUGGAGUCCACUACUUUUGACAAGGACAACCAGGGUCCAUAUGACUCUGGUCAAAAGAAGUGCACUAUGUAAGGAAUAGGGUGCCAUUUGGGACACACACAUGCUGUAGUAUUUGAGGGGGUUUGGGUGAAAUGUCACCAGUUUCAAGUGUAUUUGUAAAAUUAAUAAAAGGAAAGGGGCCGGAAGCUCACACAAGCUACACUGACUAGAAUGGUCAUGGUUUCAGGGGUUAGACCACCAUGAGCAUCAUCAAUUGCAGCAACAGUUAGUCACUCAAAAGACAAAAGGUGUUUGGAAAGUGUCUAUCUAAAUAUUUCCUUGAAAGUCUGAUUCCUCAAAGAUAAAGUAUUUUUAUGCCACAUAUUUACGGUAGUAUAAAGACAGCCUAUGGGAUUGCUCCAGCAUGGUCUAACCCAGACAGAGACAGGGACAGACUGGGACCAGAAAUCGGCGCAGGAAUUCCUAACAAACUGGCUAAUUCUCUUCAUCGAGGCCCACAAACCGGCAUAUUUUUUUCCCCUCAAGGCCCUCAAAUAAGGACCAUUCAGCGCAAAAUCCCAAUUUAGACAGGCCCACUAGGCUAAAAAUGGACCAGUCCAUCUGGCAUUUGUGUCUCUGUCCAGUCCGUUUCUGGACAGAGACAUAAAUGCAGACUCUUGUGUUAACUACACCAUAGAGUCACAGAGAAGAGGGCGCACCAGCUUGAAACCGAAACGUAUCCAAUGUUAAAGGGCUGUAGUGAAUUUUGAUCUCCCCUGUACAUCUGACUGCUCACACAAGGUACAGCCAUGCAUAGCACAAUAAUUGCUCUUUCCUAUCUCUCUUUCUGUCAUAUCUCUUCUUCCACUAAUCCCCCUAAUGAGCAGGUAGGCAUAGCCAAGGUGUUUUUAUCACUUCCAAACCUAAGCAAAGUCGUUAUGGAAAUGAUUGGCCCUGAGUCUCGAGGACUGUGAAAUCCUACUCAGCAAAGCUGAUAUGAAAUGCAAAUGUACUAACGAGCAGAGAGUAAUGCAAUUAUGGAAAAUAAAUAUUGUCAUACCCUGUUUAGUGUUCAUAAGUCCUGUAUAAAUUAGAAUCACAAAUUAAAUCAAGCCAUGCAUGGAGUUAAUUUAGGAUAAUUGUUUUGAAAAUGCAUUUUGUAAUAAAGUAAAGUAAAUCUUAGAAUGAGGGUCAGUUUACCGCUAAAAGAAUAGUUUUACUCCAUUAACAUUAUACUUUCUUAAAUUUCGCAUUUAAUUUCCCAAGUUGCAGAGAUCCCUCUCAACCCACCUAUCAAGUCACAACCAACAUGUACACACCCUCAUCUAUAACCCCUCUGCCAUGCUCUCCUCUCCUCCCCUUCCCACCUCUCCUAUCCCCUCCUAUCCUGUCCUCUCAGCUGGUGUCUGUAUGUUGUGUUCCGACUGGGUCACGACAUCAUAGCCACGCCACAGGAAGCCGGGUGCUCAACAGAAUGCCUGUUUCAUCUCUUCACCUCAACAAUAAUGAAAGCUUUUGAUCAAGGCAGCGAGGCCUGUGUCGUCUCAAGUCUGUUCCCCAUCAUAGCACCCCACCCCAGCUUUCUAUCCCCCUCUACCCACUACCCAUGACCCCCUGCACUCACAGCAGCUUUCAUGUGUCAGGUUAACUAGUGAGCCUGUCUGGCCAGUGGUCAUAGACAAAGAAGCCCAGUAGCCCCCUGCCAUCUUUAUUACCCUUCAAUACAGGGACCCUGACUGACCAGCGUGUUGGUGCCUGGGGUUCAAGGUCUUUGUAAUGGACAGCAUUGAGAAAUCAAUGUGAUUAGCCCAUCACUUAAUUUAGCACUCAAAUAGUCCUAUCAGAAUUGACCUUUACUUUGGUUAGGUACUGCUUGGAUAUUAGUUGCAUUGUUCAAAAAACUGUAUUUGCAUGGCAUGGAUUUUAAAGAGAGAGUUUAGUAAACAGCUGGAAGGCAGUAGUGAUCUGUUGCGAGCCCUCACCCUCUUUGAAUAUUGAACUGAUUUGGCUAAUUCACAUGAAACUGGAUUGGAGUGCUGCAUUAUAAACGUUGGACUUUAUACCAUUUACGGAAUCCAAGGGUUGUAGUGGUAGCCUAAAGAUGCCAUGGUGAAGGCAGUGGUGUCUUAGCCAUGUUGUUUAGUUGAGCCCUACACUUCACCCUGCCCAUGGCCCACAGCGACGCUGGUGACCGUGGUUACGGACCGUGGUUACGGUCGGCGGGAUGGUGGUGGUGAGGUCACAUCCUGCUGGGCCCAGUGCAGUGUGUCAGAGUGACCCAGUGUGUCUGCAGUCAAGAGGAUAUCACUAGGAGCCAUCAGCUUCCUCAAUAUACUGCACUACUGCCCUUUCUCAUUAGGAAUGGCCCUUCCCUCCGGUCCUCAAUAUAGGUAUCAUCCCAAAUGGCACCCUAUUUCCUUUAUAGUGCACUACUUUCGACCAGGGCUUGAAACCAUUAGUCUCUGGUCAAAGGUAGUGCACUAUGUCUGGAAUAAUGUGCCAAUUGGAAUGGACCCAUAGUAUAAAUGCUCCUUAGCUCUCUCACACACAGACAGACAUACAACAAGCUUACAGCGUGCAUACAAGCAUACGCACACCAACAAACACAGAGGAAUGUCACAGCUGCUAUCAGUAAUAUGAUAUCAAUUGCAUUAGGCUUGUCGCAAUUGAAUUAAAAUGCUCCAAUCCUUUUCAAGAUAUCAAAUUGAACUGAGUCAAAUGUCUACCUUGUCCCGUUUGUUGUCCGUUUUGCAUAACGCCUCGAUGAUUUCCAAUACUUCCAUUCUCCUUUUCCUUCAUCAGUUGCAAUAAACAAAAUGGUCACCUAAAGAUUCAACAAUAAUAAUAAUCAUAAUCAUGUAUUACUACUCUAUGGGAAUAAACACACACACACACACACACGGUCCACAAACACACAGCUCCCACUGAGCUCCAACCCAAAACCACGUUAGCUGCCUGGGGACGAGCUGUUUGUAUCUCAGUUGUCCUCCUGGAGCAUGAAUGCUGCAUACUGGACAUCCAUGUUCAGGCCUCUGCUUCUAUGUGAUCACUGUCAGUGUUUCUGUGUUGCGUCUCUGUGUUGUGUUUUGUUGCGUUGUGUGAUGUGUUGUGUAAUGAUUAACACUGUGAUGAGGCCUCCAUGUGAUGACUAGAGUUCAGUAGAGUUUGUCCUCUACUACUGGUCACACACACACUCCAGUGAGGCUUUACUAAACUCUACCCACCAAGCAGAUAUAGGAUUUGGGUAUUGGGGGUCUCGUAAAUGAAAGCAUUUCAAUCCUUCAAUGUUGCAGGAUUCAUUUCCAACACAAACAGAUUGCCAGAUGCAUUUUGACAUAUCUAGCAAAUACGUUAGUUCAUGUUAGUGUUGGGAUAGGUCCCUUGCUCAUAGGCACAACAGUAAAAUAGGCUACACACAGUAUGGCCCACUCUGGCUUUUAACCAGUUUAGUUAAGUUUAUUAGGCUCCAUAUUAGCUGUUACUCAUUCAGCAGCUACUCUUCCCAGGGUCCACACAAAACGUAAAAUACAUGACACAGUACAGGGCAGUUAUAGAAUAACAUAAAGGAAAUUCUACAUUCAAUCCUUAUCCUCUGUCCACCAAUGCAUCUCCUUUGCUGCUAUAUUGUACGCCUGUGCUUCUGUGGCUAUAUACAUGUACCACAGAUGUUGAUGUUACUUGGAGUCGUUUGGGUGGUGGGUGGUGGAUCUGUCUGGCUAUAUACAGUGUGUGAUGAAAGGAAGGGAGGGUGGGACACUACACACAAUGGACGGCCACUUUGUUCACAAUGUUGAGCACAAAAUGUUUGAUCAUGUCUGAUUUACUGUCCCUGCUGGCUGAAAGCUCUCAUUCCCUUUUGGUUUUGUUUUGUAGAUAAGUACACUGUGUUGAGGGUAAAGCGGGCGAGGGAGAGCAAUACAAAAAGCCAUUUUUCAACUUUCCAGGUAUAUCUUCGAAGGCUCCUCCUCGGACGUAAAAAACCUCCACAGAGUGUGUGUGUGUGUGUAUGGGCUGACUGUGCUGUCUUUUCUACUCACCCCCGCCUCUCCUCCGACAAAAUCCCUCCUUCAUCCUCCCAUUUGCCUGCUCUCAUCCUUUCUCUGUCCGUCUGUCCGUCUGUCGCUGUCUCUCUGUCCUUGCACAAACCCCCACAAACACACAUACACAGACACAGGCCGAUGGCACUUCCGCCAGGCAAGCUGAACCAUGCCACCACCAACAUGACACCCCCAACAACAUCCCCCUCACCACUCUCAGGACCGCCCCCUCCCCCCAUUACCCCCAGUCACCCGCAUGCUGUGACAUCCCAUGUGCCUUGAUCGUCCAGCACACGUUCGAACCCAACGACGACCCCUCCCAACUCACCCAUAAAAUGAGAAUGACCACUUUCGCUUCCUCUCCUCCCACCUCCAGGUUAUACCUAAGACAGGACCUUUAAAUAGGAGCGGAUACUGUGAGAUUCUUGUUAGAGCAAUUUCGAACCAUUCGGUUGUAGAAUACAACCCAGAAUGUCAUAUUUAUUGCUUUAUGCUGACAACAACAAAACUAUCGCAAUGUUGACAUUUCUAGUCACUGGCACUGCCUGCCAAUAUGUGCGCUAUGAUGCCUUUCCUCCACUAGAGGGCUUGCAGCAUGCUCUCUCUGACCAAGCAUAAUACGGUUUUGUGUGCAGUCAUGUAAUGGUGCAUGUUAUGCUCUAUAGAAAUGGAUGUUUGGCUAAGGUCUGCAGUAUGGAUCUGUACAUUUCAAUUCAUAUGAAUGAAAGUGAGCCAAUCAAACAUAAAGGAAUUCUCCCCAAAAUGGAGGCCUACACAUCUGAUUGAAAUAGAGGCCAAUCUCUUAGAACACUUAUUAACUCUGUCUUAUAUUUUGCUUUGUGUGUUAGCAAAGUGCUGCUACACAGAACCCUCUUCAGUUGAUCCAACAGGCCGGUCCUCUCGUCGUACGGUAGUUACCCAUAAGGUAUCCUGGGUCUAGCAGUCAACUGACUGGCCCUCUGUCGCUCACUGUUCUCUCUCACCACCUCCUUCCUCUUUCCUUUACUUUCAACCUCCCCUCCUUCCUCAAUCCCCCUCUCCCGGGUGUAUGGCAUGACCAGAUCACCACAAACAGUACCCCCUCCUACCCCCUCCCCCUCUGAGAUGGAGAGGGUAACCGGGGCAAGACCCCCCUCCACGUCACAUGGUCAGUAGGCUCUAUCUGUGACUCUGUGUCUGUUCCCCCCACCGGGGAUGCCCUCUCUCAAAAUGGAGCAAGCGCUAUGUGUUCCUCCAACUCCAUCCAACAGUACCCCACUCCCUGUACCCCCACAAGGGACACAAUCAUCUCGCAUCUUUCCUCUCAGCACAAGCAUGACACCCCUCUCUGAGUUUGAACAUCACAAAGAUGUGGACCAAUCAUUUUAUGUGGAUGUAGUAGUGCUAUUUAUAUGUCUGUAUCACACAUUUUUUACAAAUCUAGUUUUUGUUCAAGAUGAACAUAUGGGAAAGAUGGGUAAACCCCUUUCCCCUCUAACUGGAUUCACAAAACAAAUCAUUAAAUAAAUGUAGCUACCUUGUACUUUAACUAGUGUGUAGAUGUAAGCAUCUGUGCACAUUUAAUGCCUACGCAACAAUGAGUAAUACAAUAUGUUGCAAUCCUAGUCUGACCAUUGGGUCGCAUUUGUAAUCUAUUUUCUCACCGACUUGCUCCAAAAUGAGCGGUCAGUAAUUAAUAAGAACAUAUUAAUGCUUGAUUGGUUGUUCGGCAUGGCAUGCUGAAAUCUAAUAGCACGUUGCCUUUAGCGGUGUGUGUUUGGAUUCCAGAGGAGCUGCAACCCCCUGUAGACCCUGUAGAUACAGUGAGGGAAAAAAGUAUUUGAUCCCCUGCUGAUUUUGUAUGUUUGCCCACUGACAAAGAAAUUAUCAGUCUAUAAUGUUAAUGGUAGGUUUAUUUGAACAGUGAGAGACAGAAUAACAACAAAAAAAUCCAGAAAAACGCAUGUCAAAAAUGUUAUAAAUUGAUUUGCAUUUUAAUGAGGGAAAUAAGUAUUUGACCCCCUCUCAAUCAGAAAGAUUUCUGGCUCCCGGGUGUCUUUUAUACAGGUAACGAGCUGAGAUUAGGAGCAUACUCUUAAAGGGAGUGCUCCUAAUCUCAGCUUGUUACCUGUAUAAAAGACACCUGUCCACAGAAGCAAUCAAUCAAUCAGAUUCCAAACUCUCCACCAUGGCCAAGACCAAAGAGCUCUCCAAGGAUGUCAGGGACAAGAUUGUAGACCUACACAAGGCUGGAAUGGGCUACAAGACCAUUGCCAAGCAGCUUGGUGAGAAGGUGACAACAGUUGGUGCGAUUAUUCGCAAAUGGAAGAAACACAAAAUAACUGUCAAUCUACCUCGGCCUGGGGCUCCAUGCAAGAUCUCACCUUGUGGAGUUGCAAUGAUCAUGAGAACGGUGAGGAAUCAGCCCAGAACUACACGGGAGGAUCUUGUCAAUGAUCUCAAGGCAGCUGGGACCAUAGUCACCAAGAAAACAAUUGGUAACACAUUACGCCGUGAAGGACUGAAAUCCUGCAGCGCCCGCAAGGUCCCCCUGCUCUAGAAAGCACAUAUACAGGCCCGUCUGAAGUUUGCCAAUGAACAUCUGAAUGAUUCAGAGGAGAACUGGGUGAAAGUGUUGUGGUCAGAUGAGACCAAAAUCGAGCUCUUUGGCAUCAACUCAACUCGCCGUGUUUGGAGGAGGAGGAAUGCUGCCUAUGACCCCAAGAACACCAUCCCCACCGUCAAACAUGGAGGUGGAAACAUUAUGCUUUGGGGGUGUCUUUCUGCUAAGGGGCAACUUCACCGCAUCAAAGGGACAACUUCACCGCAUCAAAGGGAUGAUGGACGGGACCAUGUACCGUCAAAUCUUGGGUGAGAACAUCCUUCCCUCAGCCAGGGCAUUGAAAAUGGGUCGUGGAUGGGUAUUCCAGCAUGACAAUGACCCAAAACACACGGCCAAGGCAACAAAGGAGUGACUCAAGAAGAGGCACAUUAAGGUCCUGGAGUGGCCUAGCCAGUCUCCAGACCUUAAUCCCAUAGAAAAUAUGUGGAGGGAGCUGAAGGUUCGAGUUGCCAAACGUCAGGCUCGAAACCUUAAUGACUUGGAGAAGAUCUGCAAAGAGGAGUGGGACAAAAUCCCUCCUGAGAUGUGUGCAAACCUGGUGGCCAACUACAAGAAACGUCUGACCUCUGUGAUUGCCAACAAGGGUUUUGCCACCAAGUACUAAGUCAUGUUUUGCAGAGGGGUCAAAUACUUAUUUCCCUCAUUAAAAUGCAAAUCAAUUUAUAACAUUUUUGACCUGCGUUUUUCUGGAUUUUUUUUGUUGUUAUUCUGUCUCUCACUGUUCAAAUAAACCUACCAUGAAAAUGAUAGACUGAUCAUGUCUUUGUCAGUGGGCAAACGUACAAAAUCAGCAGGGGAUCAAAUCCUUUUUUCCCUCACUGUCUGUUUGUGUGUUCUCCUUACCGCAGCUCAGACUGUGCCUCUCUGUCCCUACCUACCUCUCCUUACCUUACUCUACCUUUCCCUUUCGGCCCAUCACUUCAAUCCCAUCUCACUCUCACUUCAUCUCUCUGUCACUCCAUCUUUGUCUAUUUCCCUCUGCAUUCAUCCCUCUCCAUUGAUCUCUUCUCCUCCUCGCUCAUCAAUCCUCGUUUCCUCCUUCUCUCCUCUCCUCUGACUUUUUUUCCCUGAUCUUCCUCAAUGGACGUCCUCACUACUCCUCGAUCUACAACCAUACCCAUCCUCCACUUUUCUUUGGCCAUGCACUCACCCUCUUCUAUCACCUCACCGUUCGUUCACUCCGCUCUGUCCUCGCCUUUCUUCUUUCCUACUUUUCUCCUUUAACAACCUUCACUCCUUUUCCUCUCCCUCCUCCUCCCCAUCCUCUUUUACCCUCACUCUCCUUUGACCCUGUCCUCCGCCACGUCUCUCUCUCUCCCCUCGCCCCCUUCCCCGCACACCCUGUACCCCCCUGCAGGAUGAUAAGGAGAUCGACCUGGAGCACCUUCACCACCGGGUUAACAGCCUGUGCACAGAGGACGACAGCCCCCACAAGCAGUUCUCCACCUCCUCCAUUGACCUGACGCCCCUGGACAUGGACUCUAUGCCAGCCAACCGGCAGGCCCUGGAGCAGAUCAGCGACUUCCGCAACACGCACAUCACCACCACCACCUUCAUCCCUGAGCAGAUCCAGACCCUCAGCCGCAACCUGUCCGCCAAGGCCCAACAGGGCUUCGCCUUCGGUCCCGUGCAGGACCACCGGACUGGGGGGCCCUUCAGGCAGAGAGCCCCCAACGGAGGCUUCUUCCGCAGCCCCAUCAAGACUAUGUCCUCCAUACCCUACCAGCCCACUCCCCAGCCCAACUUCGGCUACGGCAACGACCCCGAUCGGGGUACAUCCAUAUGA
Messenger RNA from Coregonus sp. 'balchen', 27797 nucleotides. Lineage: Eukaryota; Metazoa; Chordata; Actinopteri; Salmoniformes; Salmonidae. The record is from the annotation of a GenBank genome assembly.